UAUUCUUUUAUACUUUUUAUACUAUGGCUCAGCCUUAUGACCCUUAUGUUCCUAACCUCAGUGCUGGUGCCAGCAACCAAACUGGAAAAGAAAAUUCAAAAACAGCCCGAGUUCAGCAACAAGUAGACGAAGUCGUGGGUAUUAUGCAAGAAAAUAUCGACAAAGUUGUCCAAAGAGGUGAGCGAUUGGAUGAUUUACGAGGAAAGACAGAGGAUUUACAGGCAACAGCAGGCCAUUUCCGCCGUGGAGCUAAUCAGGUGCGUAAGAGAAUGUGGUGGAAAGAUUUGAAAUGGAAAAUCAUUAUUGCUGUAACCAUUUUGGUCAUUCUUGGUAUCAUUAUAGGUUCGAUUGUCGGUACACAGACAAACAAAGGCAACCAAUAAUGUAUAUAUAUCUCUUUAUCUGUAUGUUUGUAUUCCCUUAUGAAAAAAAAAAACUUUUUAUUGUAUAAACGAAAAUCUGAGUCAGUACCAAUAUGGUUUAUAAUGUGACCGUGCAUCAUAUGUCAAUAUAUUUCACUCUCUUUUUUUUUU
Messenger RNA from Gilbertella persicaria, 533 nucleotides. Its product is annotated as synaptobrevin-domain-containing protein. The coding region runs from base 24 to 383 and encodes 119 amino acids. NCBI's taxonomy places the organism in Eukaryota, Fungi, Mucoromycota, Mucoromycetes, Mucorales, Choanephoraceae. Gene Ontology annotation, molecular function: SNAP receptor activity; syntaxin binding. The transcript is spliced from 4 exons. Gene Ontology annotation, cellular component: SNARE complex; plasma membrane. The record is from RefSeq and is a predicted model, not a curated record. Gene Ontology annotation, biological process: vesicle-mediated transport; vesicle fusion.